Messenger RNA from Rotaria sp. Silwood2, 492 nucleotides. The record is from the annotation of a GenBank genome assembly. NCBI's taxonomy places the organism in Eukaryota, Metazoa, Rotifera, Eurotatoria, Philodinida, Philodinidae.
AUGAAAGCAUACGGUCUUCGACCUAAUCGGCCACAAACAGGCGAUGGUUUCUUCAGAAAUCUACAUCUUAGACAUAAUCUUGAUGACACACAUUAUACACCAGAAAAAAAAAGUCCAGCUAAAACUCGCUGGUUGAGAGGCAUAGCACCUCAUCUUCAGCUCGCUAUUGUUAGACUAACAUCUGAUAACGCUAAAGGGCAAAAACGAACCGGUAAAGUCUCACUUUCCAACACUGCAACGGUUAAAGCACUCGAGAAAAUAGGUAUUCAAAAUAGAUGGGCAUCAUGCCCUGAUAUUAUCCAAUUACUUGAAUUGGAAACAAGUUUCAUCAAAGGUGACUAUAUUAAACAAGCGAAUCGACUGGAGUUUAAACAAGUCCAAAAGAUAGGCUAUUACUUCGAUGGUCGCAAUGAACCACGGAAAACAGCCGUGGCUUAUUCUCUCGCUUUUCGCCUUCUUAAAGAAACUCCACAACCACGUCAUAUAACAUAA